AUACAAAGUUGAUGUUACUCAACACUGGCCACGAAAUGUAAUUUAUUCUUGCACCUUACAAAUUUGCAAACGCUUGAAAAUCUGUGGGUUUCCAUUUUAUUUAAAUUUCGCGCAAGUAAUUCAAAUAUUUACUUUGAAGCUAGUUUAAUCGUGUAGACGGCCCAGAGUCCGCGAUUAAAACUGGAAAAGAGACAGCCAAUCAGCACAAAGUAGAAAACAACGCCCAAAAAGAGGCGAUAAAAAAGAAGGCGACUACGUGUGUGGUACUAAUUUUCCGUUUAGCAGAAUUUAUUAAUUAGAUUUACUAUGGCUGAAAAAUACACUUUUGGCAACACACCGGCUGCCAUAACGUGCCACGCCUGGAAUAAGGAUCGCUCCCAAAUUGCUUUGUCGCCGAACAACCACGAGAUUCAUAUCUAUAGCCGCGAUGGCCACGGGUGGAAACUAGCCGAUGUGCUUAACCAGCACGAUUUGCGCGUAAUGGGCAUUGAUUGGGCAAAAGACACUAAUCGUAUCGUUAGUUGUGCCGCAGAUCGUAAUGCUUAUGUUUGGUCACAAGCGGAAGAUGGGAAAUGGAAGCCAACUUUAGUGCUUUUACGGAUUAAUCGUGCUGCUACUUGUGUGAAAUGGUCACCGGCGGAGAACAAAUUUGCCGUCGGUUCUGGAGCUCGUCUCAUUUCGGUCUGUUACUUUGAAUCAGAGAACGAUUGGUGGGUGUCGAAGCAUAUUAAGAAGCCGAUAAGAUCGACGGUUACUUCGCUGGACUGGCAUCCGAAUAACGUGUUGCUUGUGGCUGGUUCCACAGACUACAAGGUACGCGUAUUUUCCGCAUUCAUCAAGGACAUCGAGGAGGCACCCACACCAACGCCCUGGGGUAAUCGCAAGCCCUUGGGUCAACUCAUGGCAGAGUUCAAGAACUCUUCAACCUCUGGUGGAGGUUGGAUCAACAGUGUCAGCUUCUCUAUCGAUGGCAACAAAGUGUGCUGGGUGGGUCAUGAUAGCUGUGUGAGCAUUGUGGAUGCCACCAAUGGGAAUACGGUAAUUCGCUGUCGCACCGGUUACUUGCCUUUCCUGUCCUGUGAGUGGGUCUCCCCCACAUCAGUCGUUGUGGCCGGCUACAGCUGUGUGCCGCUGCUCUACAGUUUGACGUCGGAUAACAAACUAGUACAAAGCGGCAAACUGGACAAGUCGCAGAAACGUGAAGCGGGUGGCAUUACGGCUAUGCAUUUCUUUAAGUCCAUGGAUUGUAAUAUGCGCACCGAAAAUACGGAUGUAGUUGUGGACUCCAUUCACCAGAACGCUAUUUCCAGCAUACGGUUGUAUUCGGGUGAUAAGGCAAGUGCCAAAAAGGUGUCAACCUCAGGAGUCGACGGACAGCUGGUAAUCUGGACGGUCGAACAGGAUGGCAUCAAUGGAGGCAUGCGUAACAUGCAGAUCUGAGUACAUCCCUAAAAUCUGUGUUGGAACAUUGUUUUCCCCAUUUAUGUUUUUCUUAAUGUACCCUUCCAUUUCAACUGCAGUAAUUUAAUUUGUAUUUUUGUUAAGAACAAAAUGUUAGUACCAAUUCGGAUGCGCAGUAUUUUUGCCAAAAUGUUAAAAAAAUGAGUUACUUUUC
Drosophila hydei is the source of this 1615-nucleotide messenger RNA. RefSeq names its product actin-related protein 2/3 complex subunit 1A-B (gene Arpc1). Gene Ontology annotation, cellular component: actin cytoskeleton; Arp2/3 protein complex. Gene Ontology annotation, molecular function: actin filament binding. Lineage: Eukaryota; Metazoa; Arthropoda; Insecta; Diptera; Drosophilidae. The transcript is spliced from 2 exons. The record is from RefSeq and is a predicted model, not a curated record. The coding region runs from base 307 to 1440 and encodes 377 amino acids. Gene Ontology annotation, biological process: Arp2/3 complex-mediated actin nucleation.